UCUUUCUGGACGACUAUUGGUAAUGUCAAUGUCAAACAAAAGUAAAUUAACAAUCUCACUGUACUUCGGAAUAGUUCGCUAAAUCGCUAUAGAAAUUCUAUUAACACAAAACAUUUUAAACUCAAAAAUGGAUAUUCUAAGUGAAAUAUAUUAUAAGAGUUCAGUAGAAAACGAAAGAAAUGUUCAAUUUUGGGAAAAUUAUUUGGGAAACUUAAAGAAUUUAGAUUUCAGUGUAUUUAGUGAUAAAUUAAAAGUUCCAACUUUGGUCCCCAUUGGAAGCAGAAUAUUGUUCAGAGAUGCCCAAGAAAAACUGGACAUGUAUAUUAAAGAAAAGGAAUAUUUUGGAAAUCAAUUGUCACUUACUAGAAAAACUCUUUAUGAUAAAGAAGGACAAGAAAUCAUAGAGUAUUAUUCUGAAGAAGAGGACAAAGUAUGGAGGGCAAAACAUAGAGAGAAUGUUAGAAAAUAUAAGCAAAACAAAAACAGAGAGGAAGAGACAGAAAAUCAGAUCAUGACAGAUGAAGAGUUAUGGCAAGUUAUCAAUAAACAGAAUGAAUUAGAAGAAAAGUUACAUGAAUUAAAGAAUAGAGAAAGAUGUCGAACUAAGGAUGAAAAAGAUUUAAUGUUAAGACUAGAUGAACUGGAUCAACUUGAUGAGCUUGAAGAUGAAAUGGAUAGACUAGAAGACAUUAUUGAUAAUGAAGAUGUUGAAGAAACAAAAGAAGAUCUAGAGGGUAAUGAUCAGGAGGGGCAGAUACCAAAAAUACAAAGACGGGUAUCAUUUGUUGAUGAAAAUGAUAGUAAUACUUUGGACAUAACUUUCAAACACAGUGUCACAGAUCCUAUUAAUAAGCCUUACGAUGCUAGUAAAGGCAUACAGAAACCAAGCGAUAUCUAUCAAGCACAUUCUAACCUAUUUGGAACUGGGACCACAUCUAUUCUCAAAAAGUCAAAAUAUGCAACAGCAGAUGUUAAAAGAGCUCCUAAAGUAGAAUUUCAAAAAGAGAGCGCUGCACAAGUGAAGUCCCACGAAAAUGGAAGUCAAGAAGUUAUUGUAAUUAAAGAUGUUGUAGAGAAAGAGGAACAAGAAAAUAGUAAACUAUUAAGUCAACCAAGGCCUACCAGUUUAUUUAAGAAAAAACGAAUGCAAAGUAAGUCUUAAUCUGAAAACGUACCUAAAUAACUAUAAAAGUAAAAAAUAAAUAAAUAAUAAUCUCUGGC
Molecule: messenger RNA, 1221 nt
Organism: Spodoptera exigua (beet armyworm)
Lineage: Eukaryota; Metazoa; Arthropoda; Insecta; Lepidoptera; Noctuidae
Source: the annotation of a GenBank genome assembly